Messenger RNA from Penicillium psychrosexuale, 1410 nucleotides. RefSeq lists its product as uncharacterized. The record is from RefSeq and is a predicted model, not a curated record. Bases 1 to 1410 code for a protein of 469 amino acids. The transcript is spliced from 3 exons. NCBI's taxonomy places the organism in Eukaryota, Fungi, Ascomycota, Eurotiomycetes, Eurotiales, Aspergillaceae.
AUGUCGAGCAUCAUUCACAAAGUCAAGGAUGCCGUGACCGGUCAUCAUCAUGAUGAGUCGAAUACAUCCAGCAUCAAGACUGAUGAUACCCGGGAUACUUACGGAUCCUCGGACAAGACUACGGACAAUACUUUUAGCAAAAACACUUCUACCGGCGCAGGCUCGAACACCUAUGGCUCUGGCUCUGGCCCCGGCUAUGAGACUGGCAGUGGCAUCGGUACUGGCACCGGCACUAUCCAUGACUCCCGCAAGGGUCCAAUUGAUGUCGGCCCGGGAACGUCAGAUACCUACAGAUCAAGCACUGCUGGCGGAUAUGGCUCAUCCAACACUGGGUCCAGCAAGAUCAAUGCUGGUCCCCAUGACUCUAAGCUAGCCAACAAGGCUGAUCCCCGUGUCGAUAGCGAUCUCGACAACCGGGGCUCCAACAACACCUUUGGCAGCACCACUGGCCACUCUGCUAAACAGACAGGUUAUGGCUCCAGCGAUCCCUUGUCUAGCAAUGACAACUACGGCAGCACCACUACUGGACAGACCGGAUAUGGCUCUAGCAACCCCUUGUCCAGCAACAGCACCACUGGACAGACCGGAUAUGACUCUAGCAACCCUUUGUCCAGCAACACCACCACUGGACAGACUAGCCACGGCUAUAACAACGCCUUUGGCAGCACCACUGGCCACUCUGCUAAACAGACAGGUUAUGGCUCCAGCAAUCCCUUGUCUAGCAAUGACAACUACGGCAGCACCACUACUGGACAGACUGGCUACGGCUCUAGCAACCCCUUGUCUAGCAACACCACCAGCCACUCUACUAGCCACGGCUCCAACAACCCCUUGUCCAGCAACAGCACCACUGGACAGACCGGAUAUGGCUCUAGCAACCCCUUGUCUAGCAACACCACCAGCCACUCUACUAGCCACGGCUCCAACAACCCCUUGUCCAGCAACAGCACCACUGGACAGACCGGAUAUGGCUCUAGCAACCCCUUGUCCAGCAACAGCACCACUGGACAGACCGGAUAUGGCUCUAGCAACCCCUUGUCUAGCAACACCACCAGCCACUCUACUAGCCACGGCUCCAACAACCCCUUGUCCAGCAACAGCACCACUGGACAGACCGGAUAUGGCUCUAGCAACCCUUUGUCUAGCACCACCACUGGACAGACUGGCUACGGCUCCAGCAACCCUUUGUCCAGCAACACCACCACUGGACAGACCGGUCACAGCUCGAACAAUCCUUUGUCUAGCAGUCAAAACUACAGCACUACUACUGGGCAGCCCGGUGGUGGCAAUAACUACAUCGAAACCUCGAAAACUGGGAAGACCUCUGGUCCCCACAGCUCCGAUCUAUUGAACAAGCUUGACCCCAGAAUUGACGCGAAUGAGACGGUUGACAGCGAACGCAAAUACUAG